AUACACACGUCGGCAGUCACGUGCACUAAUACGUAACAUACAACAUAGUGUGUACUGAAACAGGUAAUAGGAGACACGCGCUAAUGACAUCAUCAUGUACUACACAUCACACGUACAGGCGAAUACACAAUAAUAAUACACAGAGGUCCAAACACAGUUCUUCUUCAGGGCCCUUCACACACUACUUACCUGCCAGGUGUGUUCGCCCCGCGUCGCUUCGCGUCGAUGGCGCGUUUUCCUUGACGCUUCGGCGUCCCUUUACUCGGGCAGUUGACAUGGUUCCCUCCGUUCGGUCUCCACGUGCCGUUGUAGAUUGUCCAAAGUUGUCGUCCGCCGAGUGCUGCACGCUCGAGACGUUUGCCCCCCGUGUCUGAUACUUGUGCUCGCAGAUGAUGUCGCUUCGGCGCGCCGCCGCCACCUGGCAGGGAUGACCGGGGGCCCCCGGGACUGAUCAGGAUGGGGCCCGAUGUCCCUCUGCUCAAUGAGUACAAGCAGGAGUUCUUCUGGAAGCGCUUCCCUCAGACGGUGCUGGGGGGACCCCGCUUCAAGCUGGGCUACUGCGCCCCGCCCUACAUCUACGUCAACCAGAUCAUCCUCUUCCUGACGCCGUGGGUGCUGGGUGGGGUGGGCACGCUGCUGCACCAGCUGCGGGUGCUGGAGGAGCACCAGGCGGCCACGCUUUCGGGGGCCGUUAUGCUGGGAGCGGCGGCGCUGCUGCAGGGCCUAUCUUCGUACGCCGUGCAGCGGACCGGCAGGGUGGAGCGCCUGCGAACCCCCAACGUCCUGGCUGACGAGGAGGAAGCGGAGUUUUCCAGCUGCGCUGGCCCGGACGCCAUCCGGUUCCUCGUUCCGGGCAAGAAGUUUCUGCCGAACGCGGUGCUGCAUGUGGUGCUCGCCGGGGCCACGUGCGGCCUGGGCACGUGGUACCUGCUCCUAGGGAGGCUCGUCGCCCUCUACGGCAGCCCGGCGGUGGCCGCUGUGGUCUUUGUGCUGGGCUGGCUGGUGCUCUGCAUUGGAGAGUACUCGCUCGUCGUCAACACGGCCACUGAGACGGCCACUUUCCAGGCGCAGGACACGUACGAGAUCAUACCCCUGACCCGCCCCCUCUACAUAUUUAUCUUCAUCGCCGUGGACAUCGCUCAGAGGUUAGCGGGCCCGGUUCCGGCACUGCUGUUGGCCAGUCAGGUUCUGCACGUGGCGUUCCUCUUCCUGCCCCUGCUGUGGGCGCUGGGCAUGCUGUCACCCCUGGACGCCCUCCUGCUCUGGGCCAUGGAGCAGGUCCUUGUGUUUGGCCUGGGCGGGUCUCCGAUGUCCACUGACCUCAGGCUGCUGGUAAUGUUCCUGAUCUCAGCUUGUGUGGCCGUGUGCACCUUCUUCAUCCCAUCGACCCUCGGUGUGGUGCUCUUCGCUGCAGCCAUGGGCUUCUUGCUCAGUCUGGACCUUGGACAGGCUGGCGCAUUGCUCAGGACCUGUGGGUCUACAGCGGGGGCGAAGACCGCCCAUACGCUGGGCUGGUGGCUGGGCUGGAAGGAGCUGCUGCUUUAUCAAAGCCUGCUGGUGGGGGCUUUGACAGAGGCCGGGCUCCUUCACCACUUCCUGACUCUGUCCCAGAACUGGCGUGUCGAACCCCAGGUUGUCAUCGGCUGGAUCACAAUAGUCCUUUUUUCCCUCAGCUGGGCUCUCCAAGAGGUCCAGGGUGUAUACCUUUUGGGAGGAGUCCUCCACAACCCAUUGUACCCCAAGGAGAUAGCCAAUGUUCGGCAGUUUAAGGAGCGAAGCAGGGCUCUUCGAGCGGCGGGAGCGGUCAGGAGAGUGCUGGUCAACCUCGUGUCGCCGUUCGUUACGAUCGCUUUCCUCGCGACGGAUGGCUCCCUGCAGGCUCUGCACACGGUUUCCCUCAGCGUGGGCUUCACACGAGCGUUCAGAGCAGUGUGGCAGAGCACAGAAGACCUACUCUUCCAGGUGACUGUGGUCUCCAUCGUGCGUCUUGCAGCCAGGGGCUCCACUCUGCCCUGGUGGGACAGCCUGGGAACGGGGGUCCAGCUCAUUCUGGUGAGCCUGGCCAGUGAUCGGCUACUGCAGCUGGCCUCCAAGAUAAAGUUUGCCCUGACGGUGUUGGUCACCUCUUGGACAGAGAAAAAGCAGCGGCGGCAGUCGGCGGGGACGUUGCUGGCCCUCAACGGGCUGCUGUGGCCGCUGCUGCUGUGCGUGUUGACGCUGUCAGCCCUGCUCUCCGCCCCUCUCUUGCCACUCUUCACCCUACCUGUCUUCCUGGUGGGCUUCCCCCGGCCCCUGCGCAGCUGGCCAGGGCCUGUAGGCACCGCAUGCUCCUGCCCUGACACCGUCUACUACCAGCAGAUGAGCGGGAGCCUGGCCGGUGCCCUACGGACUGCCUUUGUUGGGGGCGCGCUGGGUUCCCCGGCCCCUGGGUCACACUUCCUUGGCCGGUUCCAGGAUCGGGUUGUAUGGAUUAUGGUUCUUGAGAGAGGCUUCGGCUACUGUUGUGUCAGCAUCAAGGGCCUGGAGCUACAAGAGACCUCAUGCCACACGGUGGAGGCGCGGCGGGUGGAUGAGGUGUUUGAGGCCGCCUUUGAGGCCCCCGAUGGGCUGGGGCUGCCAACAUGCCUGAACACGCACUGGGGCAACUUGUUGACCCCAUGCACUGCGCUCCCCGUGUGCGUCUACUCUGACGCCCGCAAUGUCCUGACGGGCAUCAUCGAUUCGCACGACAACCUGUGGCAGCUGAAGGAGGACUUCCUCAAGGUGCUGGUGUGGGUCCUCCUGCAGCACUGCGUCUGCCGCAGUGGGAAGGCACAGGCCUCCAGGCCUCAGAGCAUCUCAAAGACCUCCUCUCCGAAGUUACGGCGGGAGAGCUCCAGCGUGAACUCCUUGGGAGACUGGUCAGACGAGGAUGACCUUUUUGGCCCGCAGCCUGCCAAGCGGACGACCGCACUGGUGAACACAGGGGUCCUGCAGACCCAGGCGUUGCAGUCAGGCCCUUCGUUGCCUGGCUCUGUGGAGAUACACAGCCUUUUUGGCGAUGUUCCCCUCUCUGCUCUCCGGCCUCUCCAGCCCCUCGGACUGGGGCUCGGACUGGGGCUUCCAGCUGUGGACAAGGGUCGAGAGUCUCAAGGGUCGGCCCUCGCUGGCUCGCCCCCGCCCCAGGUGAAGCUGGGCUCCCCUUACUCGGAGCUACUGGACUUGCCUUCCAGCUGGCGGAGCGGCCCUGCGCCCCCUUUACACUCCCAACAGCAGCGGCUGGUCUUCCCAGAGGAAUGGUUCCACUUUGUGUUGGGUCGGCUGGAGUUGGCCGGGCCAGGGGAGUCGCCCGAGGAAGUGGCCGAGGCGUUGAGGAGGGACGAGGCUCUGCGAGAGCUUCAUGCCCAGGUGGCCCUGAGCUGUGUGGUGUCUCUAGGUGCCGACACUACCACAACCAGCCCUAGCUACGUGUACAGGGUCUAUUGUGGGGACGUGCCCUGGACCAAGGGCUUGGACUGGCUCACUGGGAAUGCCGAGCUCUACCAGCUCACACUCAAGGCAUUCAGGUAUACUUUUAAACUGCUUUUUGACCAAGCCAGCCUGGGUACGGUGGAGAGGAAUGAGGAGCUGCUGAGCACCCUAGAGGAGUACGAGCGUGAAUGGUACAUCGGCCUGGUGUCUGAGAGAGGCUGGCAGGAGGCCGUGCUGCAGGAGAAGCCCUUCCUCUUCUCCCUGGGCCACGACCUCACCAUGGGCACCUAUACAGGUCGUGUGCUGACACUACAGGAGAUGUUGGUGCAGGUGGGCCGUCUCAAUGGAGAAGGUGUUAGGGGUCAGUGGGCCAACCUGUCCUGGGAGCUGCUGUAUGCCACCAACGAUGAUGAGGAACGCUACAGCAUUCAGGCCCACCCAGUUUUGCUGCGGAACCUCACGGUGCAGGCUGCAGACCCUCCCCUGGGCUACCCAAUAUACUCCUCUGACCCGCUCCAUCUGCCCUGUUUCUGACACCCCCAGCUCCACCACCAGCAGGGCAGCAUAAGACAUUUUAUUCCUCACAUGGAGCACUGAUGGUCCUCUGCUGUGUUUUAUAUUUAUGGAUACGAUGAUGUGAGUCCACAAGCAGUGGCACAGAAGCUGGCUCUGUGCCUGGCUUCUGUGUUCAUCUCACUGCUCAAAUCGUAACCAAAACCAGCCUUCAUUACCUGUUCUGAUUGUUUCACUUUUGAAUCAAUCACAAAAGUGACAAAUGAUAGCAAGAAGUAAUAUAGUGCUUUGUCCCUAAUCCUAUUAUCUUGACGGGAGAUUAUUUCCUCAAGCCGUCCUCUGUCUUUACCCUUUAUGUUAAAGGAGAGCUCAAGCAGAAAAUUCCCUACAUAUCAUAUGGUUUUUGUAUCUGUAACAUGUUCUGAUACUAUAUAUAGUUCAGAGCCAUUUCAUGCUAUGUUAAAAUUUUUGGGGGGUAUUCUUGUAUGCUCCCAGUUAGAGCUCAUGUGAAUGAUUCACGAGAAAUAGUCUUGUCAUUGCUGAAUUGAAGGUGCCUCUAAGGCUCUAUCAAGAAAUUGAUGUAAAUGAAUGACUACAUUUGUAUAUUCACAUUGGUUUUUAUCCUACCAAUUUGUUGUGAAACUGUGAUUUGGGAUGACAUCUCAUAUAGAUGGGGAAAGUCACAAAAUGACAUCACACUCUAGUGAGG
Molecule: messenger RNA, 4672 nt
Organism: Scleropages formosus (Asian bonytongue)
Lineage: Eukaryota; Metazoa; Chordata; Actinopteri; Osteoglossiformes; Osteoglossidae
Gene: pcnx4
Product: pecanex 4
Exons: 10
Coding region: 457-3984 (1175 amino acids)
Cellular component (GO): membrane
Source: RefSeq, a predicted model, not a curated record